Messenger RNA from Ctenocephalides felis (cat flea), 1902 nucleotides. RefSeq names its product somatostatin receptor type 1-like. Lineage: Eukaryota; Metazoa; Arthropoda; Insecta; Siphonaptera; Pulicidae. The coding region runs from base 1 to 1788 and encodes 595 amino acids. Gene Ontology annotation, cellular component: membrane. Gene Ontology annotation, biological process: G protein-coupled receptor signaling pathway. Gene Ontology annotation, molecular function: peptide binding; G protein-coupled receptor activity. The transcript is spliced from 12 exons. The record is from RefSeq and is a predicted model, not a curated record.
AUGGAAAGUGGCGCAGGCGCCUUCUGGUGGAGCAGAAACAGCAAUGGUCAGGCCAAGAACAAAACGUGCUUCAGUCCUUCGUUCGCCGAACGCGGCUUAACAUCAUGUGCACCGAAGAUGGUCGAUGGACACGUUUCGAUUUGCGCCUCUGGGUCAUCGUCAGUGAAUAAUAGAAGUGUUGAUAGACGUUACGACUAUAACAUGGACGAAUCCCAUAAUACUUUCGCCUGGGGCGAAUUGCUCCCAGCUCUAAUUGUCUAUGGGACGACACUAGUUUUGGGAUUAGUGGGGAAUUCCCUAAUUGUCUACGCCACUUGCAGAUACAGACGAAUGCGAAGUGGUACAAAUGUAUUUUUGGCAAGUCUAGCUUCCGCUGAUUUGUUGCUGAUUGUCAUUUGCAUUCCCGUAAAAAUUGCAAAACUAUUUUCCUACACGUGGGCUCUGGGUUUAUUUUUAUGCAAAUCGGUGCAUUAUAUGCAGAAUGUUUCUGCAAUUUGCUCAGUACUCACUUUGACUGCAAUGAGCAUAGAAAGAUAUUACGCCAUCGUCCACCCCAUGAAAGCCCGAUACAUUUGCACAGUAAGUCAAGCCAGAAGAAUAAUUGCAGGCAUAUGGUUAGCAUCACUUUUGCUAGCCAUACCAAUACUUUUUGCACAGGUGCAAAUGCAAGUGGGCGAGAAAUUCAAGGCGUACUGGUGCGUCCGCGAUUGGGACAACGUUACUCUAUGGAGAGCCUACGAGAUCUACAUGCUAGUCCUCGUCCUCCUGGCUCCGACGGCUGCGAUGUCCCUAUGCUACGCCGCUAUCUGUUGCGAAAUCUGGAAAGUGACCGAGCGAAGACACCGGAUGACCGGAGGCCGCCAGAUGGACCCCCGAAUUCAAUCCUCGGCGGGGCGACCCAUAGGCGGCGAAAUAACAUCCUGCGGGAAAGUAAAUUAUCAGGAAGAAGAUUCAGGACUUUUGAAACAAGAUGAUAAAAAUGAUGGUGAUAAAAAGGAUGAUUCCAAUAAGUCCAACAACAAUUCCGGCAAUGAUCAGUCUGAAGAUGUCGGUGCCAGCAAGGAUGUUUCUCCCAAUGAGAACGCAAAUAGUUUUAAUAGCAAGUCGUAUAAUUUAGUCUGUGAUAACGGGGAAGUUACUUCUGCAGCAGGGUUUUAUAAUAAUUGUACCGACAAUUCGGUAGCGGAUGAUAGUUUAGUGGAAAAUGGAUUGGGGGAUCCUAAGAACUAUAUUGUUAUGCAAAAAUUACACAAAGGUAAAGUGAAGAGGCGCCGAAUCGGUCCCAGGACCUCCAGCUCCGAACAGAAGAUGGUCAGACAGGUGAUACACAUGCUGUCGGUGGUUGUUACCCUUUUCGCGGUCUGCUGGUCUCCGUUGCUGGUGGACAAUGUUAUGACCUCUUUUGGCCUUGGAUCUCCGGUCAGACAGGGACCCAACAAGCACUGGCACACCGCGUUCCAUCUCAUGGCCUAUUUCAACAGCUGUAUAAAUCCGAUUGUCUACGGGUUUAUGUCAAAAAGCUUUCGAGACAGUUUUGCUUUGACUUUGUGCUGCAGCUCAAAAGGCGCAAAAGGAGUAAGAAGAGAUAAAAGCAGAAAUUGGAGCAGUAAGAGCAGCAAAAAGCAGCGCGAUAGAACACUCAUUAGAGAAUUUGAUUUGGAAUGCUCGAUGAUGAAAAGGGACAACGAUAGCAAACGCGAGCGCGAGAGCCGCGCGAGGGCGAGACAGCAGAUUCGCAGAAAUAGAUCGGUCAGUCAGACAAGGACGACCAGCCUGAGGUGGACGUGAGAAAAACUCAAUUUUGUCAAUUGUGAAUCGUGACAUAUCAAAAGGCGAAAUGAACACACGACUAUGUAUAAACUGAGAUAUUAAUUUUGUUUAUUUUUAAUAUUGAGACUUGAG